CCUCUUUUUCUUGUCGUCCAAUUCAAAAAUCAAACAAGAAGAUCCUGCAUCAAAUCUGCCGGAUCUUGCUUUCCAAACUGUCUGAUUUCCACAACCAUCUCUGUAUUGACAUGGCCUCCUAUUUAAAACUCUCCCUUUCUUACUCCUUUUUUCCCCAUCUGCUUUUCUUCCUUUCUUCUUCUCAAUCAAACCUGCACAAAUGGGCACGGUGGCAGAGACCCCAUUUCAUGUUCUGGCUGUUGACGACAGCCAGUUCGACAGAAAAUUGAUUGAGAGGCUUCUCAAGAUUUCCUCUUAUCAAGUUACCGUUGUGGAUUCAGGAAGUAAGGCAUUGGAGUUUCUGGGUUUAUAUGAAGAAGAUGAACAGAGAAAUUUAAACCCAGCAUCUGUUUCUCCUGAUGAACAUAUUCAUCGUCAAGAUGUAGAAGUUAAUCUGAUUAUUACAGAUUAUUGCAUGCCAGGGAUGACAGGUUAUGAUCUCCUAAGAAAGAUUAAGGAAUCUGAAUCCUUAAAAGACAUCCCAGUUGUGAUCAUGUCCUCCGAGAAUGUUCCAUCAAGAAUUAACAGAUGUUUGGAAGAUGGAGCUGAAGAUUUCUUUCUAAAACCAGUUCAAUUAUCAGAUGUAAAGAAGCUGAAGCCUCAUUUGUUGAAAGGAAGAUCAAAAGAAACAGAAUUCAAUGGCAACAAGAGAAAGGGAAUUGAAAAUUUUGAUUCAUCACAUGAUAGAACAAGAUACAGAUACAAUGCCAUAGAUACCGAUUUAUGAUUUUUUACUUUCUUUUUCAAUUUUCCCUUUACACUUUUGUUAUAUAGGUUCAGUAUGUAUAGAAAUUCAUAGUUUCAUUUUAUAGAAGAGGAAUGGAAAAAGGGAAUUUUUGAUUCAAUU
Rubroshorea leprosula is the source of this 886-nucleotide messenger RNA. NCBI's taxonomy places the organism in Eukaryota, Viridiplantae, Streptophyta, Magnoliopsida, Malvales, Dipterocarpaceae. The record is from the annotation of a GenBank genome assembly.